AUGUUGAAGAUCCAGGACUUCGAAUUUGUAAAAGUCGUGGGAGUGGGGGCCUUUGGCAAGGUGCAUCUGGUGAGGCUCAAGAGCAGUCCCACGUCCGUGUUUGCAAUGAAAAUGCUCGACUUCGGAGAGAUUCUCAGGCAAAGGCUGGCGGAUCAGCUUGAAAACGAGAUCUCCAUUCUGAAGCGGAUCUAUGGGUGCCCGUUCGUUGCAAAGCUGUACUCGACAGACUUCCACGGUGGAAAGGUGGGACUGAUUAUGGAGUAUGUCGGAGGAGGAGAGUUGUUUUACUGGCUCAAAAAGUGCGGAAGAUUUGAUGAGCAGAUGGCCCGGUUUUAUGCAGCAGAGAUCAUUUCCGCCUUGCGAUUCAUACAUGGAAGGGGCAUUCUAUACAGAGAUCUGAAGCCCGAGAACAUACUGAUCACAUCCACAGGACACAUAAAGCUGAUUGACUUUGGGUUUUCUGUCUACGAAAGCGAAAACAUAUACAUGAUUUCAGGGACUCCAGAAUAUAUGUCUCCAGAAAAGCUGAGGAGCGAGGAUGACGGGCGUGCAAGCGACUAUUGGGGACUGGGGGUUAUGAUCUACGAGAUGCUGUGUGGAGACCCUCCGUUCUAUGACUCAAGUGCAGAUGCGAUUUACCACAAGAUACUGGAGUCCAAUGUUGUGUUUCCCCACUAUGUAAGCCCGGUUGCAAGGUGUCUAAUAACAGGGCUGUUAGACAAGAACAGGGCUACCAGGCUGGGGACCAAAGGAAUAUGCGAGAUAAUGGGGCAUCCUUUCUUCAAGGGGAUAGACUGGCACGAGGUUGAGAGCAGGAGGAUUGAGCCCCCGUUCAUUCCCAAUCCAAACACUGUUCUUAGUUCUUUGGCUAGCAGCGGUGAACUCAAAGGCACGGAUGAUGCAGAGACGGUUGUUUUAAAGCCGUACAAGCAUAUUAAGCAUCUGUACAAGGUCUCGAAGGGACUGUAA
Encephalitozoon cuniculi GB-M1 is the source of this 969-nucleotide messenger RNA. RefSeq names its product serine/threonine kinase. Gene Ontology annotation, molecular function: ATP binding; protein serine/threonine kinase activity. The transcript has a single exon. Gene Ontology annotation, biological process: protein phosphorylation. The coding region runs from base 1 to 969 and encodes 322 amino acids. The record is from RefSeq and is marked provisional. Lineage: Eukaryota; Fungi; Microsporidia; Unikaryonidae.